Molecule: messenger RNA, 321 nt
Organism: Microthlaspi erraticum
Lineage: Eukaryota; Viridiplantae; Streptophyta; Magnoliopsida; Brassicales; Brassicaceae
Source: the annotation of a GenBank genome assembly
AUGUUCUCACCCCUACACUGUGGUGAGCUCUGGGUUGGGCAGGAGAAGCUUGGAGGGUCCAGCCAAUGGAUGUGUGAACUUGAAUUGGAACCUCCCAUCCAACUCCUUGUGCUCAAUGAGGAGGUUGGUCUUGCAAAACUUGAUGUCCAUCCAACCUGGUUCAGUAGGCUCUCUAUCAGUUGGGUUCACUCCAGCAGCACACAAGAUAGGUGUGAUGAGCCCUCCAACACUAAGCUUUCUUCCUCUUUGGUGCCUAGUGUUGUAGGCUGUGAUCUUGUAGGUGAGGAGCUGGUCAAGGAAGGCAUCAAGUUCCCUGUGUGA